Molecule: messenger RNA, 2695 nt
Organism: Leptonychotes weddellii (Weddell seal)
Lineage: Eukaryota; Metazoa; Chordata; Mammalia; Carnivora; Phocidae
Source: RefSeq, a predicted model, not a curated record
AAUAGUGCGGUGCGGCCAGUGUUGCGCACUUGCUCUCCAGUCGGUCGGGGUUGGCCACAUGGAGCCCGCACUGCGCCGGAACCCAUCCUGGAGCCACCUUGGGGGACCCGAGCAUCAAGAGAUGAGCUUCCUAGAACAAGGAGGGAACACUUCAUGGCCAUCGCCGGCCAUGACCACUGGCUCAGAGAGAAGCCAUGGGAAAGAGGGGGCCAAGGCCUCGAGAUGGACAAGGCAGGAGACUGUGGAGGAAGGGGAGCUGCCGGGUCUGGGGGAAGAUCCAACAGAUUCCCAGGCCAGGCCACCUGCUGAGUACACCGGGCUGGAGGCCACAUUCCCCAAGGCCACACACUUGUCCCAAGAUGCUCCUUUGGCCCGGCUGGGCUCCCCACCCGCAGAGUGGGACAUCUUCCCCCAUGACGAUGCAGCCUCAGCGGUGGGCUCCAGCACAGAUGAUCUGGAGCUGGACAUAGAGUUCUCAGCCACUGCGGGCUGGGGGUAUGAGCUCGGCCUGGUGGAAGAGAGACCUUCCCUGUGUCCCUCCCCGCGGGCGCUGUUUCCCAGGCUGGGCUGGGACGAUGAGCUGCAGAAGCCGGGGGCCCAGGUCUACAUGCACUUCAUGCAGGAGCACACCUGCUAUGAUGCCAUGGCGACCAGCUCCAAGAUGGUCAUCUUCGACACCAAGCUGGAGAUCAAGAAGGCCUUCUUCGCCCUCGUGGCCAACGGCAUUCGGGCGGCACCUCUGUGGGACAGCAAGAAGCAGAGCUUUGUGGGGAUGCUGACCAUCACGGAUUUCAUCUCAGUGCUGCACCGCUAUUACAGGUCCCCGCUGGUCCAGAUCAGUGAGAUUGAAGAACAUAAGAUUGAGACCUGGAGAGAGAUCUACCUUCAAGCCUGCUUCAAGCCUCUGGUCUCCAUCUCUCCCAACAGAAGCCUGUUUGAAGCUGUCUACACCCUCAUCAAGAACCGGAUCCACCGUCUGCCGGUCCUGGACCCGGUCUCAGGCGCCAUGCUCCACAUCCUCACACACAAGAGGCUGCUCAAGUUCCUGCACAUCUUUGGCACCCUGCUGCCCCAGCCCUCCUUCCUCUCCCGCGCCAUCCAAGAUCUGGGCAUCGGUACAUUCCGGGACUUGGCCGUGGUGCUGGACACAGCGCCCAUCCUGACGGCACUGGACAUCUUUGUGGACCGGCGCGUGUCUGCGCUGCCCGUGGUCAAUGAAGCUGUUGAUUUGGACAAACCAGGAUCCAGUUAAGGACAGGUCGUGGGCCUCUACUCCCGCUUUGAUGUGAUUCACCUGGCUGCCCAGCAAACCUACAACCACCUAGACAUCAGUGUGGCAGAAGCCCUGAAGCAGAGGACACUGUGUCUGGAGGGAGUCCUUUCCUGCCAGCCCCACGAGAGCUUGGGGGAAGUCAUCGACCGGAUUGUCCGGGAGCAGGUACACCGGCUGGUGCUAGUGGACGAGAGCCAGCAUCUCCUGGGCAUCGUGUCGCUCUCCGACAUCCUGCAUGCGCUGGUGCUCAGCCCUUCGGGCAUCGACGCCCUCAGUGCCUGAGAACAUCCGAGUCCUCCCUCCCAGGCCACCUUUCACACGCCAAAGCCAAUGAGGGGAGCCAGGGGACCCGGCCUUCAUCUUCCCUCACCCCCAUUUGCUGGUUUGGCUCUGGUACAGGCUUCUCCAGCCUUCCCUGAUUGCCCCUGCCUUGCCUAUGCUCCCAGAAGCCCUCACGAAUGCCCAGUGCACCGUGGGAUGGUGAAAUGAAGGAGAACGGCUGAGUUAAGCCUAGAGAUCUGUGAACCAGAAGCACUGGGAUUACCCCAAGGCCGGUGGCUCCGGGCCCACCCACGUCACUUCCCCCCACCUGGUGGGGUGGCCGGCCCCAGCAGGGCAGGAAGGCCUCGGCCGGUGGGGUUCGUCAGGAGUUCUGGAUUCCUCAGCUUCUGGACUACCUGGGAGUCCCAGCUGUUCCUCCACAACCACUAAGGUGGUUCCGCACCACUGUGCCCCUCCUCCUCCUCCCAACAUUGUCAUUUCAGGGCUGCUGGUGGUCGCGGUGGAAUAGCAGCUCUGGGUGGAGUCUGUUGAGUGGGGUCCUCCCUCCGUUCUCAUCCUGAGCACCAGGAAACAUUGUUCUCAUUCCCCAGGGACAGCCUGGGUUUGGAUCACUGUGGAUGAACCGUUGAGAAAACAAAGAGAAAAAACCACGAAUGAACUUGAAUUGUGGAAGUUUAACUCCGAAAAUGCCAGUCAUUUGACCUGAACCUGUGGCAAGACCCCUGUGCUUUCUGAACUCAAAGACACGAGGGAAGGUCUGUGAUGGACAAACACUAUGACUGGCAUUUCUUUGGUGCAUAGAGCGUUACCCCACCGAAAUUUCUUUUUUCAUCUUUCAUUUAUAACAAAACCACAAAGCAGAUAUGAAUUAGUUAAUUACAUAGUAAAUACAACUCAGUCGACAAACUCUCAUCUGCAGGAAACAUAACUUUAUUUUUCUAACACUGAAUGGAGUUUCUAUUAUGAACCCCGUUUCACCAGGUGGGAGAAAUUAAUCUCAGUCCGUCUAGGGCUCAUCCCCCACCUUUGCCUGGGGUUAAAUUCGGUGAGGCGGGGGAAGGCUCUAAGUAGCGUGAGACUUUGUUCCUCCGUCAUCAUCACCCAUGCAUGUCAGCACCAGCUAAAACAAUCCCAUUCCCA